This is a messenger RNA of Anopheles darlingi, 1845 nucleotides long. RefSeq names its product mitochondrial coenzyme A diphosphatase NUDT8. Gene Ontology annotation, molecular function: coenzyme A diphosphatase activity. NCBI's taxonomy places the organism in Eukaryota, Metazoa, Arthropoda, Insecta, Diptera, Culicidae. The transcript has 2 exons. The record is from RefSeq and is a predicted model, not a curated record. The coding region runs from base 1036 to 1719 and encodes 227 amino acids.
UGUGCGUAUAUGUGCGCGCGUGAUGGCGGCUAACCAGCAACAAUAGCAACAUCAGAAUCUGCCCGCGGGGGUGUACAGCAACAUCUGGUUUUUCGAACGCAUCGUUGGUGCAUUUAGAACGUUCCUAUGCAUGACUGGCGAUAGGAGCGGAUACCCCACGGUGCCAUUAGAGUUCGCCGGUGGCGCUACAUACCGCACGAGGGCAGGGCGACCAAAGAUUUUACGAUUGCAUGCUUGCGCUCUAUGUUAUGUUCUCGCCGGGGCGGUGUAGUGUUUGCUAUAACGCGCGGGUGCGCUCGGGAUGCGCCCGACUUGGGUUCCGGGUUGAUGUCAGACAGACGAGAAUGCAGUUGUUGCAGCGGAUGAUUUCGGCGUCUUGAUUGACCUUGCCAAUGGCAUGGUGGCCGCCUUGAAUGAUGGGAGUUUUUAGUUAUUUAUUCCCCUUAAUCGGUCAGCGGAACGAUGUUGCUAUAAUGAUUAAGAACGCGAAACGUCAACUGUCACAUUGGGGGAGUAUGGGGUUUUUUUUUUAUAGCAACCAAUGUUUGUCAAUAGUCCUGUUCAAUCGUAGCACCCACGGAAUUACGGAAGCGAACCGUGUACUUCCUGUACCCUGGUCGAGAGGAAAAUGUGGUACCAAUUUUCCACGUCCGAUUGGCGAUGAUGCAAAACCACAACCUGUUGUGUCGCAAACAGCGUGGCAGCUUCCCGAUCGCCUGGCAGGUGCUGGCUAGCCAGGUAGGAACCUUUUGUUGAACAGGUAUGGCAAAGGAAGGGCCACUCGCUGUCGGUCCCCUACACACGGGAUUUCCAACCACAUUAGCGCGGACAUCCUCCGACGCCGCCGCUGCCAUCACGUACAGCGCGCUAAAUUUCCUUCGCUACGAUUGCUACGUCACCAGAAUGAUGAUGAUGUGGUCGCGUUAACGAUGGUCAACAAUUUUACGUAAUCAGCGUGAAGCGGGCAACCAAACAAAAAAAGAGGGAAGGUACGCAGUGUGGAAAACUUUUGCUGUUCCACCACCGAAGCCGAAAAUGUUGCGAAAAGCAUCGGAACUGCUGCAUCCCGCCCUCCUGACGAACGGUACGAGGCAGCGAGAAAUAAUCUCACGGUUGCAGGCCCUACCAAAGAUACAGCUCAAUAAGCAUCGAGUUGCGAAAGAGGCAGCCGUCCUAAUACCACUCUGUCUGGUGGACGGUAAGGUGUGCCUGCUGUACACGCUGCGGUCGAGUAAAAUGAGAAGUCAUCGGGGGCAAGUCUCCUUCCCCGGCGGCAUGAAGGACGACACCGAUAGCGAUCAUGCGGCUUGCGCAUUGCGGGAGUUCGAAGAAGAGACCGGCAUUUCGAAGCGAACGGUGCACGUGUGGGGCUGUGGCAACCCGAUCGUGCCAGCCUUCGAUCUGGCCGUUACACCGGUCGUGGGCAGCCUCGGUGACUAUUGCCCCGAGCAGCUGCAACCGAGCACGGACGAGGUCGCCAAGGUGUUCACGGUGCCGAUCGAGACGUACUCGCGCGCCGAAAAUCGACAACACACGCAGUUCCGCACCAACUACAGCUCGCCAGUCUUUCUCAAUGGUCCGGAAACGGUAUGGGGCCUAACGGCGAUCAUUACCCAUCUGUUCCUGACGGCGCUACUGCCGCCGGAUGUGUACGAACGGCAGUUACCAUUCCUAAGGAAGUACAGUAGCAGUAAAGCAAAUACGACAAAGAGCAGGUAACCGAGGGUGCAACACUGUUACGGUACCAGCUAAGCAACAAUGCAGCUCAGGUUUCCACGUUUUUAUUUGUAUUGAUAUAAACAUUUUGUACAAAAUUUGGUACGAAAUAAAAUGGGAAGUAUAAGA